AUGCCAGUCACCGUACGAGACCAGCCCGCUUACGGAGACCCUCGCGGGACACCGACAUGCAGAAGCGAGACGCGCAUCGCAGCUCAUCUCUACCGCUCUCAUCGUCGUCUUUCGCCCGCUCCUCGCUGCGCCGUACCUGUGUACACACUGCGCCCGUAGUACGAUUGGCGCCGUGUCAAACCCGCGCCAAGCCUCCACUCAGGUCCCGCCGCCCGCGGACUUAUCCACCACCUCGAACCGCCACCCAUCUCACCAUCUAUGCCGUCGUACGGCGCGACCUCAGACAUGUCCCGGCCCCGGUUAUCGCCGCGCACACGGCGGCGCGAGCACCGCAUCGCCCGCGCCGCAGACAGCACGCCUGGCGCGAGCGUGCUGUCGUCGUUUUCGAAUCUCGCGAACACGAUCAUUGGGAGCGGCGCGCUCGCCUUCCCCUCGGCGUUCGCUAGCAUGGGCCUCAUCCCCGGCAUCGUGUCGUGCUUGUUCUCGGCUUGCACGGCAAUGUUCGGGCUGUGGUGCUUGAGCCGGUGCGCCGAGCUCGUGGGCAAGAAGCCUGGAGACGAGGGCCGCAAAGCGAGCUUCAACGAGGUCGCGCGCCUCGCGUUUGGCAAGGGAUGGGUCAUGCGGCUGUUUGAUCUCGCCAUCGCUAUCAAGUGCUUCGGCGUGUCAGUGUCAUACCUUAUCAUCUGCAAGACGCUACUUCCGCAAGUAUGCAAGACGUUCGCGCACAUCUUCAAGACGACCAUCGAUCCGGACUCGAUGCUUCUGUCGCCGACGUUCUGGCUCCUGCUCACCGUCCCAAUCAUUGUCCCACUCUCAUUCAUGCGCACGCUCGACAGCCUGCGCUUUACUAGCCAGAUUGCGCUCUCUUCGGUGCUCUACAUGGUCAUCGUCGUCGUGUGCUGGUACUUUAUCAAGGGUCCUGACCCGAACCGCGGCGAGAUCGUGCUCGGUCGCUUUGGCGCCAACACGCUCUCGUCGUUCCCAGUGCAGGUCUUUGCUUUCACCUGCGCGCAGAAUCUCUUCCCGAUCUACAACGAGCUCAAGGACCGCUCGCAGGGCAAGAUGAACCUCGUGAUCGGCUCGUCCAUCAUGUCCGCGGCGUCCGUGUACGAGCUGCUCGGUGUGGUCGGCUACCUGACCUUUGGCUCCAAGGUCAGCUCCAACGUCAUGGCGAUGUACCCGUCCGACUCGAUGGUGGUCGCCAUCGGGCGGCUGGGUAUCGUCUUCCUCGUGGGCCUCUCGUACCCGCUGCAAGCCCUGCCAUGCCGCUCGUGCCUGUAUCUUUUGACAUCGGGGAUCAUCAAGGGCAAGAAACACAAGCUGCUGCCGCAGCAGCCUGAGCCCGAGUCCGAGUCGGACGACGACGCCUCAGACUCGGGCAUCAGCGGACACGAGCAGGACUUUCUCAUGCCCAAGGUGGGCGACGGGGCGCGCGGCCCGCCGGCGGCGGAGAUGCCGCUGAAGAAGUAUAUCGGCUUCACGGUCGGCAUUGUCGUGGCGGGCUACUGCAUCGCGUUUUUGGUCGACGAGCUGGACAUUGUGCUGAGCUUUGUCGGCUCGACCGGCUCUACGAUCAUCAGCUUUAUCCUACCGGGAUUUUUCUAUUUCAGGCUGUAUCGCGACCAGCGGGGGAUCACGAAGUGGCUCGCCCUCGCGCUCGGCAUCUACGGCGUCGCCGUGAUGAUGUUCUGCCUGACGAACAAUAUCGUGCAGCUG
Cutaneotrichosporon oleaginosum is the source of this 1716-nucleotide messenger RNA. RefSeq lists its product as uncharacterized. Gene Ontology annotation, cellular component: fungal-type vacuole membrane. Gene Ontology annotation, biological process: amino acid transmembrane transport. Gene Ontology annotation, molecular function: L-amino acid transmembrane transporter activity. Lineage: Eukaryota; Fungi; Basidiomycota; Tremellomycetes; Trichosporonales; Trichosporonaceae. The record is from RefSeq and is a predicted model, not a curated record.